AUGAUUUGCGUGUUACAGUGGAAAAGACAGCUGUGUCUUGCCACCACUACAGCUUCCCCUGUCAUUUCUACAAGUUCUCCAGCAUUGCCCACCACAGCAGCUCCACGUACAGUUGUGGGUCCAGUGUUUAUCUUUGUCCGACUUGUGUUCCGCACCAACAACACCAUCCCCAGUGAGAGCGAUGUUCUCGCAAAGGGCAGUCCUUUCUUGAAUGGUGAUGAAAUCCGGCUGAAUGAUACCGUGAGGGUGCAGAAUCUCACAUAUGAGCGACUAACAGAUAAUUCCUUCGCUUUGAGACUGGCCUACAAGAUCAAUGACGUGAGCUUUCCAGAGAAUGUAGAACUCAGGACGGAGACGCAAGCGCGCAUUCAGGACUCGGUCAACAAGCUGAUGAACGGAUUGCUGAUCCAACCUAAUGCAAGUCCUUUCACCUUCCCACAAGCAAAUUUCACCCACCUGCCCAAUGAGAUUCGUGCGAAUGUGGAGUAUGUCUAUCAGGAAGGUGACAUCAACCAACCAAGCAACUUCCUGGCUGCGAUACUGGCAGUUAGUGGUCCUACAACCACUACAGCUUCCCCGGUGAUUGCCACAACAAAUUCUCCAGCAGUGACCACCACAGCAGCUCCACGUACAGUGUAUGUUUCCAUCUUUAUGUUUCGUUUUAGUGUUGGGGUCUUCCUUGUGAAAUCAUUUCUCUGUCAAAUCUGUGGUUUGCUGGACUCCAAUCCUAAUGUCAUCUCCAUGUGUUUCUGCAGUUUGAGAAUUCUUCAUACAGAGACAUCGUUACAGAUGAUGGUGUUACCUCAGUGA
Molecule: messenger RNA, 810 nt
Organism: Anguilla anguilla (European eel)
Lineage: Eukaryota; Metazoa; Chordata; Actinopteri; Anguilliformes; Anguillidae
Exons: 8
Coding region: 1-810 (269 amino acids)
Source: RefSeq, a predicted model, not a curated record